AUGAUGCUGUCCUCGUCGUCUUGGACCACGAGCCUCCUCUUGACUCUCGCAACGCACGCAUCUGCUGCGCCUGCCGCAGCCUCAUCAACGCCUGGGUCCAACUCUGCCAACUCGCUUCCUGGCUCUUUUACAUACGGCCCCAAUACCAGAGACGGUGCAAAGAGUCUGAACCAGAACUGGUACAAUCGCAAGACUGGCUUAUGGGGUGAGCUUUGGUGGAAUAGCGGCAACGCCCUCACCACUAUUUCCGACUUUGCCAGGCUCAGCCCAGUCUUUUCGCUACCGAUCAACCCCUACGAUAUCAUUGAAAACACUUUCAACCAAGCUCAGCAUGUUGAUGUCCAGACGGCAAAGUUUCUAAAUUUUGACAAUGGUGGCAUGGUGGAAUCUCACUACUGCAUCAACGGCACUGGUGUCUGUGCUACGAAGCGAGAUGGUUCCCUGGCCAAACGAGGAUUCAAAAACUUUCUCAACAACUUUUACGACGACGAAGGCUGGUGGGCCCUUGCACUCAUCCGCGCUUACGACGUUACAUACAACAAAAAGUACUUGGAUGUCGCCGUCACCGUAUUCGAGGACAUGAAGACUGGUCUCGGUGGUCCCUGCAAGGGUGGCAUCUACUGGAGCAAGGAUCGAGAAUAUGUCAAUGCAAUUGCAAACGAGCUUUACCUUUCCGUGGCUGCAUCACUCGCAAACCGCAUUCCGAGCGAACCGGAUUACCUGAAAACAGCUCAAGAUCAGUGGACUUGGUUUUCCAAGAGUGGCAUGAUUAAUUCAGACAAUCUGAUAAACGAUGGUUUGGAUGGCGAUUGCAAGAACAAUGGCCAGGCGACUUGGACCUACAACCAAGGCGUCAUUCUCGGCGGCCUAGUCGAACUGUCCCGCGCUGCUCGUGACGAGAGCCUUCUUGGCGAAGCAGCCAAGAUCGCAAAAGCGGCAAUUGGCAAGUUGUCCAAUAAAGAUGGCGUUCUUGAGGAAAGUGGAGGUUGUGAAUACAAACCUGGUCGGUGUGGUCAGGACGGGCAGCAAUUCAAGGGAGUCUUCAUCCGUAACUUGGGCUACUUGCAACAGGCUGCGCCCGAUUCACAAUUUCGGUCUUUCAUUCUCACCAAUGCCAGAUCCAUUUGGAAGAAUGAUCGCGAGACCAACUCCAAUAAGCUUGGCGUCGCCUGGGCGGGCCCUUACUAUAAUGCUACGAGCCCGUCACAAAGCAGCGCUCUGGACGCGUUAGUUGCGGCGAUGGCCGUGGCAUAA
Messenger RNA from Akanthomyces muscarius, 1254 nucleotides. RefSeq lists its product as uncharacterized. The transcript has a single exon. NCBI's taxonomy places the organism in Eukaryota, Fungi, Ascomycota, Sordariomycetes, Hypocreales, Cordycipitaceae. The record is from RefSeq and is a predicted model, not a curated record. Gene Ontology annotation, biological process: carbohydrate metabolic process. Bases 1 to 1254 code for a protein of 417 amino acids.